CGUAACGCCUAAGCCUCACUCACUCACUCAACGUUACGUAGAACGUAGAGGUAUCCUCCUCGUAGUAUCUCGUACACUCGAAUAUUCGUACUCAGUGACUGCGACUGCGACUCUACGCGUACAGCGCGUAUCGUAAUUCGUAAAGCUAAAAAAGCUCGCCACCGUCGUCGUCGUCGUCGUCGCCGCUGCCGCCGCCACACGCUAUUCCGCAAUCCGCAAUCUGUCGUCGAGUCGUCGCGGCCACACACCGCCGUUAUAACUUGGUCAGUAUUUGUUUUGUAUUAUUUGGCCGCCGCCGUCGCCGCCGCCGCCGAAAAUACACACGCCAUAAUACGAGUAUACGAAAUACGACAACCUGAGCCUGAAACCUGACUGAAAUACGUACGACGAGUAGGCCUACCACUACUACUGCUGCUACACACCUACACGCACUCGCACUCGCAUACGCACACACCACAGAAUGCUGCGCGAAUUCGUAUUGCUGAUACUGGCGAAUGCAGCAGCCGCCGCAAUGGGCGCCAGCGAGCAGUUGUUCGGCGACGAAGAGAAAAGACUGUAUAAUUUCGGUUUGGGAAAGCGCGCUUACAGUUACGUCAGCGAAUACAAACGACUACCGGUUUACAAUUUCGGGCUGGGCAAACGAGCCGAGGGUAAAAAUAUGUACUCGUUCGGCUUGGGCAAACGAUACGAAAACGACAACGGUAACGGUAACGCACCGUUCAAGCACUACGAAGACGACGACGAAAACGAUUUGUAUUCUUCAGUCGCCGCCGCCGCCGCCGCCGCCGCCGCUGCGCAAAAAAGGGCGAAAAAUUACAAUUUCGGCCUGGGCAAAAGAUUAUCAUCGCCAGCCAACUAUAAUUUCGGUUUGGGCAAGAAAUCCUCAGCCGCCGCUAUCGCUCCACACUAUUCGUUCGGAUUGGGAAAACGAUUGGGCCAGUACAAUUUUGGUUUGGGUAAAAGACAAGGGAAAUAUUCGUUCGGUUUGGGAAAGAAAGACAAAGUAUAUUCGUUCGGUCUGGGCAAGAGAUACGGCGGCAGCUACUUAGCGACACCGGCGGCGCUCGCCGAUCAACGAGACGAAUUCGACUACGAAGAUACGGUACAAGAUGAGAAAAGGAGUGCGAAAUAUUCCUUCGGUCUGGGUAAACGAUCGUCGUCGUCGUACAACACGCUAGAAGAGACGAUGGCUGCCGCCGCCGCCGCCGCCGCCAACGACGAAAACAGCGAUAACGAUGACGACGUUUUCGGCUACGACAACAACGACAACGACGACGACACGGUCGGCGACAGCGACUCGUCGCACUCGCAAUCGCAAUUGCAGUUGCAGUUGCAGUUGCAUCCUGUUCAUUCGGAAAGAGACGCUCGAGACACCCGAUACGCGAUCCAACUGCCAGCACUCGCAUCCAUCACCCAAUCUACCAAAACCAACCAAAAUCCCCAACAACAACAACAACAGCAACAACACGACAAAAAAUUCUAGAACCAAUUUUCGUGUUUACUGCAACCACGAGCAGCGUGUCAACCGCGUGUAUAAACGACUUUUAAUUUUAUAAUGUACCUACCUUAUUUAAAUUUUAAAAAAGCAAAAUUGUUUUUGAAAAAAUUAAAAAAUUAAAAAAAAAAAAUUAAAAAUACAACCUUCCUACAUACGCGUGGGUUAUGCAUUUUUUUUUGUUUUUUUUUCGUUUUGUACAGGCUGCAAAGCAAACCAAAGGUAUUCUUAUAAAUCUGUAGGUGGAAAUGAUGGGGAAAACAUCUUACGUAAGUGAUUGCAAUCGCGGAUACGCGCGAAUGUGAAAUUUCUUUUAAAAAACUUUAAAAACAAGAGCGUAAUAAAACACGUAGGUACUACAAAAUACAUAUAUCUAAAUAGGUACGUAUGUACAUGUACCAUACCAAUUAGCAAUUACCAUACCUUACAUUGUCUACAGGGUGCGCAGAAAUAGCCCAUCGAGUACCCUCGAAAAAGUAUUUUGCCAAACGUUUCGGGUUCGGCUGGUGACGGUGAAUUAUUUUAAGCCUACGAGUAUCGGUAUAAUAAUGAUCAGAUAGCGCGUGAUUGGUUGUUGGACUGAGCGAUAACAUUCCACCAAUUCGUUCGGCGUUCACGUCGUUGCCAACCUAUAAUUACAUAUUUUUAAUAAAAAAAACUUUGUUCGGGGUACUCGGUACUCGAUAUUUUUGCGCACCCUGUACUAGACUAGUGUAUCUGAUAACGGAUUUGUAUACCUUAACUAAUACCUUACCUACUUACGUGUACGACUGUACGCCUACAAUUUACCUAAGAUUAUUUACAUACGUAUGUUUACUUGAUUAAAUGAAAAUUCGUUUUACAAA
This is a messenger RNA of Planococcus citri (citrus mealybug), 2340 nucleotides long. It is a transcript of the gene AstA, whose product is annotated as allatostatin A. The transcript has 3 exons. The record is from RefSeq and is a predicted model, not a curated record. NCBI's taxonomy places the organism in Eukaryota, Metazoa, Arthropoda, Insecta, Hemiptera, Pseudococcidae. Gene Ontology annotation, molecular function: neuropeptide hormone activity. The coding region runs from base 461 to 1483 and encodes 340 amino acids.